AUGGCCAACAUCACCAUGUACGGCGAUUGCUCCAAGAAAUCCAUCAUCACCGGCAGCAAGAACAUCGCCGACGGCGUCAGGAUAUGGAAGACAGCCACCUUCGCGGUGGACAGCGACCGGUUCACGGCGAUGAGGCUGGGGAUACGGAACACGGCGGGGGAGGAGAAGCAGCAGACGUUGGCGCUACGGGUGAAGGCGGACAAGAGCAUCUUUUUCAACUGCCGGAUCGAGGGGAACCAGGACACGCUGUUCGCGCAGGCCUACCGCCAGUUCUACCGGAGCUGCGUCAUCCUCGUCAAGCCUUCGCUCCCGGGAAAACCCACCGUGGUGACUGCGCACGGGCGUCGCGACCGGCAACAGACCACGGGGUUCGUGGUGCACCACAGCCAGGUGGUGGCCGCUGCACCGCCCGCCGCCUUCGCCCGCCCGCGCGCCGCUCGCCUGCGCCCACCGGGCGCCGCCCGUGGAGAAGAUAGGUGA
Molecule: messenger RNA, 480 nt
Organism: Oryza sativa Japonica Group (Japanese rice)
Lineage: Eukaryota; Viridiplantae; Streptophyta; Magnoliopsida; Poales; Poaceae
Product: probable pectinesterase/pectinesterase inhibitor 13
Biological process (GO): cell wall modification
Molecular function (GO): pectinesterase inhibitor activity; pectinesterase activity
Source: RefSeq, a predicted model, not a curated record